GAAACUCUCUCUCUCUCUCUCUCUCUCUCUCUCUCUCUUUCACCAUGGCGGCGGAGAAGAAGCGGAAGAGCAACAAGAAGAAGAACCCUAGCGUCUCCAAAACCCUAACUCUAGAUCGGGCGAUGAAGACGAAGGGCGGGGCGAAGAGGGCGAAGGGGGGAGAUAGGAAGAAGAAGAGGCACGGCCCCCGCCUCCCCGCUGCGCUCCUCAAGGAGCUCGCGGUCCAAAACCCUAGCCCUAGCCGUUCCUCCGACGAGGAGGUGGAUGAUGAUUAUGCGGGGGGUGAUCGCGGGGCGGACGUGUACGAGUACGAUGAGCCGGUGCCGGAGGAGGAGGCGAGGAAGAACCGCCGAUUCGACGAGGUGGAGAAUUACGAGUAUGAGCUCCCUGAGGAUUUUGAGGAUGAGGAUGUGCCCUCCGAUGAAGGCGAGGAGGAUGAGGAGAUCACCUCCAACCGAUCGGAUGAUGAUGGCGAAGAAGGGGAGAAGCAUCUGAGGAUGCUUCAGGAGGUUACUGGCAUGCCUGCAGAAGCUUUUGAUGAUAAGAAAAAGAAGAAGAAGGUUACUUUAUCAGAUUUUCAAGGGGACGACGGUGAUCAGCGGAUCAGUAUUCAUGAUCUUUUGGAUAGUAUUCGUGGAAUGACUGGGUAUAGUGAGCUGAGGAAGAGAGUAGAGCAGCAGGAGAGUAAGCCCAUGGCAGUUCAGGUCCCACUUCCCAAAGUGGAGAGGGAGAAGUUGGAGAGGAAGUUCGCGUACGAGCACGCUAAAAAGGACAUCACAAAGUGGGAGCCAUUGGUAAAGAGGAACCGAGAGGCCCCAACUCUACUUUUUGAGCAGGAUGUGGACUUGGGUUUCUCGACGGUUGGGGCGAUUGCUUCUCAGUUUGAGCCUAGGACGGAGUUCGAGAGGAAGAUGGCUAAGCUAGUCCGUGAUCCGGAAAUGGUGGAAGCCUAUAAUAAAGAUGGCGCAAGACUCCUGGAGCUUAAUGAGGUCUCUGUUGAGGAUGUCAAAGAACGUCAAAACCGUCUUGCUAAAAUGCGUAGCCUCCUUUUUCGUCACGAGAUGAAGGCAAAGCAUAUUAAGAAAAUCAAGUCCAAGACAUAUCACCGAAUAUUGAAGAAAGAAAAGCUGAAGGCAGCGUCAGCUGAACUGCAGGUGGAUCCCGAAGUCGCUAAAGAAUAUGCUAUGAAGCAGGAGUUCAAACGUGCUGAGGAAAGAAUGACUUUGAAGCACAAGAACAGUUCGAAAUGGGCAAAACGAAUCUUACAGCGUGGAUUAAAUGUACAAGAUGAAGGCACUCGUGCUGCUAUAGCAGAGCAACUUCAUCAGCACGCACUGUUGACAAGAAAAAUGAAUUCCAUGAAGGACGAUACCAGUAGCAGUGAUGAAAGUACUGAUAAUGAGGAUCUUGAUGAAGAACUUUCACCUGGGAAAGACGAUGAAAGGGUUUCCAAGCUUCUAAAUAGAGCCAAAGACAAAACGGUUAAGGUCCUUGAAGAGGAGGACAAGAUACCAAAAUCAGGAGUCCUCGCAUUGCCCUUCAUGGAGCGUGGUUUAAAAAAGCGGCAAGAGGCAGCUUAUGAAGAAGCUCGGCUAGCUCUUCAAGAAUAUGAUGCAUCCUUGAGGCAGUUUGAGGAUGGUGAUGUGGAAGAAUCCCAAAGAUCAUUGAAAAUAAAGGGGAAGAGAGCCUUUGGUCCUAAGAAUCAGCCUCAAGAGUCUAAUAAGAGGACGAAGUUAGAUGAUGUUGAGAGAAGUAGCGAUAGUGAAGACGAGUACGAGGCCGCUGAACAAGCUCGUGUUGGUUCUGAAUUAAAUAACAAGUCAGAUGAGGUCCAUCUUGGAACUGCUCUGCUUGAUGAUGAACCGGAAACAGCGCAGGGUGCUGUAUUCAAGAGUAUGGAUGACAUUGUUAACAAUCCAGGGCCCAAAACAACAUAUGAAGUUGCACUUUUCACUGAUAAUUCCUGGAAAAAGAUGAAAAGCAAGGGAGUAAGCGGCAAUAACACCGAGUCUACAGCAGCUAAGGAUCCUCCUAAGCCUAAUAAUGAUAUGAAGGAAAUGGAUGAAAACGAUGAUUCGGACUCUGAGGAGGAGAUGGUGGAGGGGUUCCUGUCUACUUCUGACGGAAAAGCCAAUUAUGAGCUCCCAUCACAAGCUGUUCUCAUACAUCAGGCGUUCGCUGGUGAUGAUGUCGAAGCAGAGUUUGAGAAGGACAAGAUGGAGGCCCUUAACGAGGAGGUCCCUGAACCCGAAAAGCCAGUUCUACUCCCCGGGUGGGGCCAGUGGACCCACAUCCAACAGAAGAAAGGAUUGCCUUCUUGGAUGAUCAAGGAGCACGAAAAUGCUGAAAGGAAGAGGGAAGAGGCCCUUAAGAAGAGGAAGGAUGCGAAGCUCAAGCAUGUUAUUAUUUCAGAAAAUAUAGAUAAAAAGGCUGAGAAGCUUCUGGCGACGACCUUGCCUUUCCCUUACAAAUCUAAGGAGGUUUAUGAGCAGAGUAUUCGAAUGCCCAUAGGACCCGAGUUCAAUCCAGCAAUAUCGGUCCAAGCGCUCAAUCGACCUGCUAUUGUGAAAAAGGCCGGUGUUAUCAUCAAGCCGAUACAGUACGAGGAGGUGGAUCCUCAUGAAAAACCGGACGAGCCGAAACGGAUUAUUCAGAAAGCUGAGCCAAAUCGAAAAGGAAAGAAAUCAAAGAAAUCAAAGCCGGCCGGCGGAAAGAAACCCCAGAAACCAUCAGCAGAAAAGAGGAUCAGGUGACGUCUUCAUCUUCUUCACAUUAUUUGUUAGUUGAUUAAUAAUUUGAGGUUCAUGGAGAACAAGCAUGAGCAAAGAGAGAAUGCGAGUAGUAAGUCUUUGCCUGGCAGAGAUUAUGUUCUACUCAACUAUUUUCUAGCAGACGGCAGCAGGUGAGGAUUGCGUUUUAAUUUAAAACCCCGGAAGUUGUCGGUCGGGGAGGAAGAGAGUUUUUUUUUUUUGAAAAAAAAAA
Messenger RNA from Ananas comosus (pineapple), 2982 nucleotides. RefSeq lists its product as uncharacterized. The coding region runs from base 45 to 2753 and encodes 902 amino acids. Lineage: Eukaryota; Viridiplantae; Streptophyta; Magnoliopsida; Poales; Bromeliaceae. Gene Ontology annotation, biological process: rRNA processing. The record is from RefSeq and is a predicted model, not a curated record. Gene Ontology annotation, cellular component: small-subunit processome; nucleolus. The transcript has 11 exons.